GUAAAUGCCCUAGCGUGUAGCCCCAGCAGUAGAGUAGCCAAAGUGAACUAGUGAAUGAAAGGUGUGUCAAUGUAAAAGAAGUAUUUCUUUGAGUUUUUUUCUUUGGUAACGCCUAAACAGUUGAUACUUAGUAUUGUAUGUGGAAAUCCGGUAACCUGAACUUUAAAGGACAUGGAGGCCAAUUGAUAAAGUGAAGUCUUGAAUCGCAAGUGUUAAAUAUACAACAUUGCUGGAUUUAUCCUUAUAAUCCGACAUUGUUAACCCUUCAUUAUUGAAGUGACAGUGUUUAAUGUUUUGUCAGCUGCACUAGUUCGAAUCUUGAGAUUCAAAGAUGAUCAUGAGUGUGGAAUUCUCGUUCUAAGAAUAAUUUGAAUAGUUUGGAAUAAUACAGAAACAAAUUAUUUUCACAAAAUGUGGAAUAUGAUGUGUGACGUAAUGCCAACUAUCGUGGAAGAUAGUAUCAGCCAGCGAAGCUCUCAGUUCUCUGGUGAAGAUGCUAAUUUUGAGCAACUUAUGGUUUCUAUGCUGGACGAGAGAGAUAAGUUGAUGGACUCUUUGCGCGAAAGCCAAGAAAGAUUGCAAGAGGCAGAAUCAAGACUUCAAGAAUUAGAGAAAGAACGAGAUGCUUUAAAUCGACAAAUUACAGCAAGUGUGCCUCAGGAAUUUUCUCAAUUGACAAAAGAAUUGACAUCCGCUCGAGAAAGUAUUUUGGAGAAAGAAGAAGAGAUUUCAGAAUUGAAAGCUGAGCGAAAUAAUACUAGGUUGCUGCUUGAGCAUUUGGAAUGCUUAGUCUCACGUCACGAGAGAUCCCUGCGCAUGACUGUUGUAAAAAGGCAAGCUGCUGCCCAGUCAGGCGUAUCAUCUGAAGUGGAAGUAUUAAAAGCAUUAAAAAGUUUAUUUGAGCACCACAAGGCAUUAGAUGAAAAGGUACGAGAAAGGUUACGUGUAGCUCUUGAGAAAAACGCUAGUUUAGAGGAAGAAUUAGGACAUACCAAAGAAGAGCUUCAGCAGUAUAAAAUAAGUGGAUAUCCACCAAAGACUGUGGACGAUAGACCUAAGGAAAAUGGCCAAACAGAUGAUAGUCAACAACAUAAUAAGAAUGUAGAGAUAAGUACUUGGCAACGUAGAAUUGGAGAAUUAAGUGGUCGAAUAACGGAAUUAGAGGAAAACUUAUCUAAGGCCCAAAAAGAAUUUUUAAGAUCCCAAGAAACAAAUGUUAAGCUACAAAGAGACUUACGGGAAAAUGUUGCACAAAAAGAAGAUCAAGAAGAGAGAAUUGUUACCCUUGAGAAACGGUAUCUUAACGCUCAACGUGAAUCUAUUAGUUUACAUGAUUUAAAUGAGAAACUAGAGCAGGAAUUGCAACACAAAGAAGCUCAACUUAAGUUGCAAGAAGAAAAAAUAAAUGCAAUUCAGGAAAAAUUGGAACUAGCCGAGCAAAAAUUGGCUCAGUAUGCGAAAAUGCCUGAAAUGGAAGAACAAUUAAAACAGAGAAUGGAGGCAUUGACCCAGGUGAGGAGGCCAAAUCAGGCCCAAGAAAGGCACGGUAGCGCUGAAGAUAGAAUUCAAAGACUGGAAACGCAAUUGGAAGAAAAGAGUGCUGAAGUAAUGCGACUUAACCAGCGUCUUAAAAUGAAUGAAGAGCAUAAUACACGACUAAGCACUACAGUAGACAAGCUUCUCUCAGAAUCAAAUGAAAGGUUACAAGUACAUCUUAAAGAAAGAAUGAAUGCAUUAGAGGAGAAGAAUGCUCUUCAGCAAGAAUUGGAAAGAACGAGAAAAAUAACGGAAGACUUGCAGAAUGAAAAAGCAGAUUUAGUUAAGGAAUUAGGAAAGGCUCGACUUGAAAUAGAUAGUAUAAAGAGGCAAAUGCUUCAACAGGAAAUUGCUUUUAAUAUUCAGCAAACCGACGCUCUGACCAGAAGUCUUUCACCGAAUGCAGUGGAUUCAGUAGCUUUCUCAAGAAGCGCAAGUCAUGGCAGUUUCGAAACACAUUCUUUGCCAAGGAGAGCGGUUAGAAGAUCAGUAGACGAAGAGUCAUCAAAGGGUUAUGUGGCGAGAACUUUGGCGGAACAAGAGUGGGAAAAACUACAGCAGGCUCAUGUUCUUGCCAAUGUUCAGCAGGCAUUUGACGUCUCUAGCGAUGCCGAGGGCGAUGUUGACAAUGAAAGUAUAUUUAGUUCAGCUGCUGAUGUACUCAGUUCGACUGGUCACACUGACACUCAGCAACUGGCAAUGAUGCUACAGGAACAACUAGAUGCUAUCAAUAAUGAAAUAAGACUUAUACAGGAAGAGAAACAAAACACGGAAGCGAGGGCAGAAGAACUAGAAUCAAGAGUUGGCAGUCUCGAACACAUGAAUUUAUUAUCAAGAGGCAGAAGUUUGGAACGUUCUUCUCCACCGCUUAGUGGCCGCUCUACACCAAAAUCGCAUCACAGUCCAAACAGGGAUUACUUGCAUAAAUAUCAUACUGCGCCAGCUUCAAUGUCGCCAGCACAUCUUCAUCAUUAUGCCACAUCUUUGGUGAGUCCAGGUCAACUCUCUGAAUCACUUCCUGCUAGCCAGUUGCAGUUAUCUGGAGAAGAGUUACAUUCAGUUAGUGAACGAGAUGGUGGUGCAGGUAUUGGAAGUAGUAGCGACAUUGCCUCUCCGUUAACUGCCAGAUCACUGAGAUUAGAGCGAGUUGUACAAGCAUUAGCUCACAGUCAAGAAGAAUUGAGAAGGCAUGGUCAACAUAACAAUGGAGCUCUCAACUCUGGGACAACUCCUUCUCCCUUGUCAUCGCGGCACAGUAGCCAGGACAGUUUAUACAAGAAUAGUUUAAGUGGUGGACUUCCAGCUGGACAAUUCACUAGUUCGUAUUUGCAUAUGCCAAUGACACUUAGUCCAAUAACUGCAGCAACUGUUGCAGCAGCACAAAAGAAGAAGGGUAUUAAGAGUAGUCUUGGAAGAUUUUUCAGUAAAAAAGAAAAGAUAAAGGGUAAAGAUGCGAUUAUGCCGGGCGAUCUUCCGGGUAUGGGAGGAUUAAGUUUAUUUACUGAUUCUGAUUACGGCGAAAAUAUUGCACUACCAGGAGGAAUGGCUGGCAAGACUGAAUUCGACCGUAGAAAAAAGAAAAGUAUGUUAGACUCUUCUCGGCAUGAACUACUAGCGGAAGCAAUGAAAGCCGGUACUCCUUUUGCUUUGUGGAAUGGACCAACAAUAGUAGCUUGGCUAGAACUUUGGGUUGGAAUGCCGGCUUGGUACGUUGCCGCUUGUCGAGCCAAUGUGAAGAGUGGAGCAAUAAUGAGUGCAUUGAGCGACACUGAAAUACAGCGAGAAAUUGGAAUCAGCAAUCCUCUUCAUCGACUGAAAUUGAGACUGGCUAUUCAAGAAAUGGUAUCACUGACCAGUCCUUCUGCACCAAAGACAUCGCGCACUACAUUAGCCUUUGGAGACAUGAAUCACGAGUGGAUUGGAAAUGUUUGGCUUCCGAGUCUUGGUUUACCACAAUAUCGGUCAACCUUCAUGGAGUGCCUUGUAGAUGCCAGAAUGUUAGACCACCUCACUAAAAAAGACCUUCGAGGACAACUUCGAAUGGUCGAUAGUUUUCAUAGGACAAGUUUGCAAUAUGGUAUUUCCAGUUUGAAGAGAUUAAAUUAUGAUAGACAACAGUUAGAGGAAAGAAGACGUAGUGCUGAAGGUAAAAAUAUAGACGUUAUUGUUUGGAGCAAUGAUCGUGUGAUAAGAUGGGUGCAAUCUAUAGGAUUAAAGGAAUAUGGAAAUAACCUUUUAGAAUCUGGAGUUCAUGGCGCUCUUGUAGCACUUGAUGAGAGCUUUGAUGCAACUAGUUUUGCUCUUACUCUGCAAAUUCCAACUCAAAAUACGCAGGCGAGGCAAAUUUUGGAAAUGGAAUUUUUGAAUUUGCUCACAACAGGGACAGAGAGAAGAAUUGACGAGUCAAAUAGUUUGAAAUCCUGAUCAAAUUCAUCGAGGCUAUUACACCUCCAACUACAUCAUGUCUAGUCCGAACCCCCAGCUAACUAUUAUUAUCUAUUCGCGAGUGUUAUGUAUAACGACAGUAAGAGCUUUAUGUAUCACUGUUGAGAGCAUGCUCUUGAAUGUGGUAAUGUAAAAAUGAUAAUGGUAUGAUAUUAAUGUCGUGAUCAGUUUCCUACUCGCACAAUGAAAUUUUAAACAUUAUAAAUUAAAAUAAAGUGUGACGUGUGGAAUGCCAUGUGCCAUACUGUUUAUUUGUAAAGUAGUUAUUUAAAAUUAAAAACUGUACAGAGAUGGAAGCAUGACACGCAGAAUUUUCUUUAUUAUCGAAGGCUAAAGUAUGUGCACCGAUCAUUCCAGCGGCUCUAAUAAGCAUAAAUGUUUACUUUUAAAUCUUUACUUUCUUGUACAAAUCUUGAUUAAUAGAUGUAUUUUAGUGCUUCACAUUAACUCUUCAUCAUACAAUCGUAGAUAUUCAGAAAUUUACCCAUUGAGUUCAUUAUUGUACAUAAUUAGAUCAAGUGUAGUUAUUGUAAAAUAUACUUUUCUUUUUCAAAUUGACACAUUGCGUAAAUGUUUGUGUCAUCAAGUCUAGUUUUUAAAAAUUGCAUUAGGAGUCUUUUAAUUUCUUUUUAAACCUAGAACUCAAUGUUUAAAACUAGUAGUUCUGUUAAAUUAAUUAAAUUAAUUUUUUUACUUACAUUUAUCGUUCUUGUAGUUUUAGUUAUACUACAAAUUUUAUAUAACUUUUUUAAGAAAUUUUUUAAAAAUAUUUAUAUUUACCUGUUUAUAUAAGCAUUUAAAUACAACUAAUUUUGCACAGUUACUCAUAAUCCGAUGUUCAGUAUUAUUAAUAACAUAUUGAGUGAGACGAACAAAAGAAGAAAAUAUUUAUGAUUUUAAAAAACUGCGCUUUGUACUUCUUUCUCUGUACAAUAUUAUCAGAGUAAACUAUAGUAUAAAGUGCAUAAAUAUGGGGCAUUUUAGGUUAAGUAAAAUCAAAUUUCCGAUUGUGUUCAAUCUCAGAUAAUUCCUAUCCUUACAAUAUCGACGUUUGUAAACUUGAAAUUAAUUACCUUAUCAUCAUUGUUACUAAAUCAUCAGGAGCGCGAGUGUCCAUCUACUUUGACGUGCAUUGUGCAUAUUAUAUUAUUUCUCGCAUGCCUAUUAUGUAUACAAUUCAAAUUCAAUCAGAAAACAACUUUAUAUAAUAAAUGAAUUGGAAAGUUUAACUACUUUACUUUUGAUUGGUGCUAAUCAAAAAUUAUUUAUCAAUUGCUAAAAAUGAGCGCAGUUAAAUGAUUCACGAGUCAUCAUUUUUAAAAAUGUAUUUACAUAAACAAUUGUAUCCGAAUGCAUGCAAAAUGUAAAUAAAACUUAUAAAUAACUUGG
Messenger RNA from Leptopilina heterotoma, 5370 nucleotides. It is a transcript of the gene Liprin-alpha, whose product is annotated as liprin-alpha-1. The transcript is spliced from 22 exons. Gene Ontology annotation, molecular function: protein binding. The record is from RefSeq and is a predicted model, not a curated record. Gene Ontology annotation, cellular component: presynaptic active zone. NCBI's taxonomy places the organism in Eukaryota, Metazoa, Arthropoda, Insecta, Hymenoptera, Figitidae. Gene Ontology annotation, biological process: synapse organization. The coding region runs from base 412 to 3960 and encodes 1182 amino acids.